UGCGUGCGUGCCCCUGCUGUGGUUUAAAGCAGUGCGGGAGACCCCGUGCAGCUGCCAACGCCCGGUGCAGACUGACUGUCGCUGCUCGGUGGGAGGAUACUGUCGCAUAUUGGAUGCGCAUAGUUAAGGUGGAGACGAACAACGUGACGUACAGCUAUGCAGACGAUUAAAUGUGUGGUAGUUGGUGAUGGUGCUGUUGGUAAAACAUGUCUCUUAAUCUCGUACACAACAAACAAAUUUCCAUCGGAAUACGUUCCAACGGUAUUUGAUAACUAUGCUGUAACUGUUAUGAUCGGAGGUGAGCCAUACACCUUAGGAUUGUUUGACACAGCAGGUCAGGAAGAUUAUGACAGAUUACGACCACUGAGUUAUCCACAGACAGAUGUUUUCCUCGUAUGCUUUUCUGUUGUGUCACCAUCUUCAUUUGAAAAUGUUAAAGAAAAGUGGGUACCUGAGAUCACUCACCAUUGUCCAAAGACUCCAUUCCUGCUGGUUGGGACUCAAAUUGAUCUGAGGGAUGACCCAUCAACUAUUGAGAAGCUCGCCAAGAACAAACAGAAACCAAUUGCCCUGGACACUGCUGAAAAAUUGUCCAAGGACCUGAAGGGAGUCAAAUAUGUGGAGUGCUCUGCUCUGACACAGAGAGGUCUGAAGAAUGUUUUUGAUGAGGCUAUCCUAGCUGCCCUCGAGCCACCGGAAACUCAAAGGAAGCGGAAAUGCUGUAUAUUCUAAACUGUCUGCCCCUCAUCUUUCUCUGUAUUCCAUUUGGUAGAAAUGCUAUUGAAAUGAGUCCUUUUUAACUGUUACAUCUCCUUCAAAGGUACUGGUCCCAUUUACACAGCUGUCUUUGCAGGUGUCUAGUCUGAUAUGAUUGGUGUGGUGUGCUUCAUGCACUUGCCUCGUUUUUGUGGUCGCAUGCAACUCGAGCUGCAGUAAAGUGGAAUAUUUUUCUUCUCUGGCUGAGUUGUCUUUUAGAGACCUGUGUAAAUGGAGCCGAUAAACAUCCUAGUUGGGUUCUUGGUCUCUUGCAUAUGUGACAAAAGGUGAUGCAUUUUUGUAGCUCUUCACUUUGAAACCACGUCACUUUCAAGUGAGUCUGAAUUUGCUUCAACUCUUAUGGUGGAACAUGUAUUGUAGUGCCAUCCAACCUGUGGUAUUGCCUCCUUAAAGUGAUUUGUGUCUUUAAAAGCUCUGUACUGUAGAUUUUUCAGAAGCAAUGUAUUUUAUUUCUUGCCUGCCUAUUCAGAAUGCUUAUAGCUUAACUCCUUAUCUGAAAGUGGAUUGAUUUCCCCCUCUUCUACUUAACUCUAAAUCGAAUUGCUCUUUGCUCCCAGCAUUUUCAUAUUUUGUUAUUAAAUACUGCUUAAGAUACAAACUCCCAUUGGUAGCUAGAACUUGUGGUGAGGAAUCUAAUGAACUAGCCAUAGCUGCUUUUAAUCACAGAAGUAAUUUAUUUUACACUUUUGGGGAAAUGUUGGCCACAGUGUGUAAGUGUUUGCUUUGUUCUUCCUUACACUUCUGCAAGCUUGUAAUUUAAUAGAUUCUGGGUUCUGUUCAGUGUCAGGAAUUCCAGAUAAUGCCCUAAUUUUUUAGAUACAUUGCACAAGCACACAAUUGGAUUAUCAGUGAGUGGGGGGGGGGGGAAGGGAGGGGUUAGUGAGUUUUUACUGAAAUCAAAUUUAUUGCAAAUAACUACAGAAUAGUUAUUCAGCUGAAAAAAGGUCACCUUCAACUCAAGCCAGAUACAUUAGUUAUGACAUGAGUAGUUAGUUUGUAGAAUAGCUUGAAUUUCUGUACAAUAAAUGUGAGCAUGCUUCUUUGCUAAAACGGGGAAGUUGUAUUUUGGUGACUUGAAGUGGUACCAUGGCCCUAUAUGUAAGGUUCAAAUUGUGUAAAAUCAUUACAAAGGAAAACUUGUGCAAGUGGUGAAAAUACAGUAUGUAGUGCAUUUAGAAAUGCAGUGGGGCUCCAAUGGAGGGUUAUCUUUUAAAUUGCAGUUGGGCAUCUAUAAGAAUGUCAUUUUCUUCUAUUUCCUUUCUCUCCCUCCUUUGCACUCACUUGUAUAUGGCUAAAACCAGUUGAGGUGCAAUUGUGUCCUAAUCUUGGAUUUUUAGUGGAACUAUGAGAAUUAUAAUUGUGUGUUUCUCUCUCUUAAUUUCUCCCCCACACCCAUCCUUGUAUCUGAAGGUCUUGUUUGUUGUCUCAAAUGUACUGUACUAGCUUUUAGAUCUGCAGAUAGGGCAAUGGGGAAAAGAUAUGUGUAUUCCCCACCCCCCAUGUAGGGAGCUAUCCAGUGCAUCAAUGUGUGGGCAUCGGCAGGUCUAGCACCAAUUCCCCAAAUCAUCUUAGCUCCAAGAACAUACAUCAAUCAAUUCUGAGUUCAAUGAGGUGUUUUGAGGUGUUGGUAGGAAACCUAUAGCAAAGAUGUAUCCCCCCCUCACGCCAUUUGUUUUAUGAACAAUUCUUAUUUUCUCAAGUUUGCCAUUUUGUGGUUUUAUUUUUUUAUUAAAUGUUGAGUAUCUGUAAUGCUGAGACCCCACCUCUUCUUUCCCACUUUCCAGAAAGGACUAAAAAAUGUAUUUGACGAAGCGAUCUUGGCAGCCCUGGAACCACCAGAGACUAAUACGAAACGCAAGUGUGUUUUGUUAUGAAGUUUGUUAUGACCAGUGUCCAGCUGACAUCAGCUUACACAAGUGUUUUAACAAACUGCAAUAAUGCCUUGCACCCAUUGAAUGCGAUGGGUGGAAUGAAACGAUAAACUGUAUUUCCCCUGAUCUACAAUGCAGCAUAAGUAGAUAAAGUGAAUUUGUUUCAGAUUUUCCACUGGAUAUGCUUAACUUUUUAAUCUGCCUUCUAUUUUUAAAAAAAAUCAUCUCGUCAGUAAUUGCUUUCAUUAAUGAUCAGCCCUUUGUAAGCCCUAGUCAUGCUCCCAAGUGCCACAUCCAGAACCUAGUGCUACCGGAUUCCAAUUGUUUCCUGUCAAAUUGGAUAUGAAAUCCGUGUGUUGGCACAUGACUGCUAGAUUAGAACUGUUAAUGUGUAAAUGUUCAGCAUUCGAGUGUUGUACUUGGGAGUUGUAGGGUAAAUACUUGCUUAUGCAUAUGUGCAGACUGGAUUCAGGUGAUUAAAAAGUUAAGAAUCCCAGUGUUGUGGACCUCUCUGUCACUUUGCAAUUUUUUUCCAUUAAACUCGGAACUUCCACGUUCCUCGCACAUCGUUGUAACUUUGGUUUAAAGGACGAAAAGCUUUAUUUCAUGUUUGAAUUCUUUGUAUGUGCAUUAUUUUCGAAAUAUUAAAGUUGUACCUUUAAUGGCCUUUAUCCUCAUCCGUGAUGUGUAUUUACAAUACCAAUUCAACUUUUGCUUCAUACACUUUGUUUCUACACUUGUGUUAUUUGGCCAAAAGAGAUCCAUCCUACACUGAGCUUUAAAUCAGUACAACACUGCUGAGAGUCGCGAGUAGAUUUGAAUGCUGAAUGGCGACUGCUCCUGUUGGCUUUAUUGAACUUGUUGGACAAAUGGAAAUUUCUACCCCAUUGUCCAAUCUCUCAAUGCUGCAGUACUUAUCUAGGUAGACCCACUCAGUCCUCAAUCUCCAAUUUUUUUUGUUUGGGGAGGGAGAAGUCUUCAACAAGGUUGCGGAUUCCAAGCUAAUUGUUCACACACAUCUGUCGACAUUAUACUCAAUUUCAAGGUUUUCGGAGGCUUGUAGAUUAAAUGCAGCUAAUGUACCUUUUGUACAGUUUGGACCAGACAUCAAUAGUUCAUGUAUUUACAAGCUUAAAUGACUGGGGUUGGGCACUAAUGUGUGCAAGACUACAAAACUUUGUGCCACUGUAGAGAAGACAUAAUGACACACCACUGACUCCAUAUUGAAAUUCAGGCGACCAUUCAAACCAAAAUCUUUCCAAUAUAGAGUUAUUGUAGGACAUCCCAAAUUGUGAAAGAUGACACUGGAACAUAUACCUUCAGGGUUUUUUCUGUGCCUGUAUUUAAAACCCAAAUGGGGAAUUGUGCCACAUAAAAUUAGUAAAGUGGCUUCAAGAAAAUCUUAAAUGGGUUGUGUUGUCAGAUACUCCAUACAAUAUUUUCUUAGUCUUGAGGGGAUGCAGCAUCUUCCUAUCUACCUUGAGGAAGCACUCUUAACGUACCCACAUGGUAACCUCAAAUUUAUCAUGAAGCUUAUCUUGUGCAGUAUAAUGGUUGUCAAUACACAUCAUUGGAUGUAUUGCAAUUAACCCUAGUGCAUUGACACUGGCGUAAGCUGCCUUCUGUGUAAUUAAGGCACAAGCUUUAUAGUUGCCUUCUCUUCCCCGCCCCCCCCAUGCCCACAGAUCAUUUCUACACGCAGAAGAUCCAUGUUCUUUGUGAAGACAUUCCAUGCAUCUUACUAGAACCGAUCACUUACUCCCCGUUUGGACUAGCUAGGAUUAGAAAAGCUAAUUGUUUUUGCUGAUCAGAAUUCUGAAGCUGCACAAAGUGAGCUGCAGCAAAGGCAAGAGGCCAUGAACUGAUUUGCCACAAAGGCCCGUGUGAAGUGUGGUAUCGUUCUAUUGCAGAAUGGGCAAACGUUAAUGGUUAAUCAUAUUUUAUCCAUCCGCUAAAGGAGUAGAAAUUAAUCGCUUCAUAGUGCAUGGGAGAUUUUUUAGCUGUAAAGUAUCUGUAUGGAAAAUUGUCUGUAGUUCUGUUUUACUGUAGCAUGCAAGUCAUGUAUUUUUCCUACUCAACAUUAAAAUGAUACCUUUUUAAGUUC
Messenger RNA from Callorhinchus milii (elephant shark), 4752 nucleotides. RefSeq names its product cell division cycle 42 (gene cdc42). The record is from RefSeq and is a predicted model, not a curated record. NCBI's taxonomy places the organism in Eukaryota, Metazoa, Chordata, Chondrichthyes, Chimaeriformes, Callorhinchidae. Gene Ontology annotation, molecular function: GTPase activity; GTP binding. The transcript has 6 exons. Gene Ontology annotation, biological process: modification of synaptic structure; small GTPase-mediated signal transduction. Gene Ontology annotation, cellular component: dendritic spine. The coding region runs from base 157 to 732 and encodes 191 amino acids.